This is a messenger RNA of Saccostrea echinata, 721 nucleotides long. RefSeq lists its product as uncharacterized. The record is from RefSeq and is a predicted model, not a curated record. The coding region runs from base 53 to 418 and encodes 121 amino acids. NCBI's taxonomy places the organism in Eukaryota, Metazoa, Mollusca, Bivalvia, Ostreida, Ostreidae. The transcript is spliced from 3 exons.
AAAUAUCAUGUAAGAGGAGGUAGGCAGAUCUGAUCUUUCAAAGGUUGAUAAAAUGUUUUCUGAUAUCUCUGUGAAGAGGACAUUCAAGGACAAAAGUGAAAGUUAUUAUGCGGAAGUGGUUAUUGGAAUAGUAUGCGGGUGUGUGAUACUUGGUAUCGCUUUGUAUUUUUUCCUCGACUGCUGCAUGUGCUGGAGCCGAAGAAGACGGACCACUUCUGGUUUAAAACUCAAUAACUCAUCAACACAGCAUACGACCAUUACACCAAAUAAUUCGGCAGGAAUUCUGUUACCCCCACAACUAAAUCAUUACGAUGGGCAGUACUACACGGCGUUUCAUGAUGAAAUGGGAGUCCAUGGCCAAACAUAUGGCAAUUCGUCUCUGCCACACAAAGAGGAAUCGGUUCCGUUUUACGAAUGAAUGGUUGGUCAACAUGUAAUUAUCUCCUCUCCAUACCAAAUUGGAAAAAACAUUUCGAACACAGCAUUACCUCCGCCAUGCAGAACCUGAAAUAAACUACAACCACUUUCAAACUACGAAUCAACCCGUUUGUUCUGUAUUUUUUUUGGUCAUAAAAUUGUUAUGUAAAGUUUCAAAAUGUUUUGAAUUUCUUGAUUUUAGCUGACUAAAUUUAUGCCAUGCAGUAAUCUCUCUGUUUCUUUGUUCACUUGUUUUACUUUUCACGAUAAGUAAUAUACAAUAAAUACAAAUAUAUACAAUAAA